Molecule: messenger RNA, 1551 nt
Organism: Venustampulla echinocandica
Lineage: Eukaryota; Fungi; Ascomycota; Leotiomycetes; Helotiales; Pleuroascaceae
Exons: 9
Coding region: 1-1551 (516 amino acids)
Molecular function (GO): flavin adenine dinucleotide binding; NADP binding; N,N-dimethylaniline monooxygenase activity
Source: RefSeq, a predicted model, not a curated record
AUGGGGCACCAAGGAAACAAUGGGCUCGCAAAUGGGCAUGCUGAUUAUCUGGUCGAGGAGCACGUACUUGGUGACCCUCGCCAUUUACGCAUUGUGACGAUCGGGGCUGGAGCUGCUGGAUUGAACAUGGCCCGCCAAUUGGAAUUACACAUGCAGAAUUUUGAGCAUGUCAUCUACGAAAAGAACUCUGACGUGGGAGGGACGUGGUUUGAGAACAGGUUAGGAUCCGGAGAACCUGGACUGUCGGGCAUGAGCUCACAUCGAUCAGAUAUCCAGGUUAAUUGCUUCUACUCUCCUGCGCCGGAAAUUUUGGAAUACUUUCGCAACGUCGCCAAGAAGUACGAGUUGUACAAGUAUAUCAAGUUGAGUCACAAGAUUGUAGGAGCUACUUGGGAUGAAGAUGAAGGCGUGUGGAAUCUUGACGUUGAGGAACUAUCCUCCGGAAAGAUUUUCAAGGACUGGUGCCACUUUCUGAUCAAUGGUUCCGGUGUACUCAAUAAUUGGAAAUGGCCUGACAUCCCUGGAAUCCAUUCUUUCCAUGGCGAGCUCGUCCACAGUGCCGCCUGGGAUCCCAAACUAUCAGUGAAAGGCAAGAAAGUUGCAGUCCUCGGCUGCGGGUCUUCAGGCGUUCAAAUUGUUCCUACGAUACAACCAGAAGUCCAAGAGCUGGUCACUUUUAUCAGGACACCAACAUGGAUCACAGCGGGAUUCGCACAAGAUAAAGCCGGGCCCAACGGGUCGAAUUUUAACUUCACCAAAGAGCAGAAGGAUGUUUUUAGGACCAACCCCGAAGCAUAUCUCACCUACCGGAAAGAGGUGGAAAAUGAGCUUAAUAAUCGGUUUAAAUUUAUCAUAAAAGAUAGCGUUGAGCAGGAGGAGGCAGUAAGCUUCUUAACCAACGAGAUGAAGGCUAAGCUCGGUGCGAACCCUGGUCUCAUCAAGCACCUGAUCCCCGAUUUUGCAGUCGGUUGUCGGCGUCCAACUCCUGGAAAUGGAUAUUUGGAAGCGCUGAUAAAACCAAAUGUAAAAGUUGUGACUGAAGAGAUUUCGGAAAUUGUUCCCAAAGGCAUCAAAUUAUCGUCUGGGGAGGUGCUCGAGGUGGAUGUGUUCAUUUGCGCAACGGGCUUUGACAUCUCCUUUGCUCCCCGUUUCCCGCUUGUUGGACGAAAUGGUGUGAAUUUGGCAGAGCAAUGGAAAACACGACCAUCAUCCUAUCUUACCAUGGCCGCUGAAAAUAUGCCAAACCAUUUCAUGUUUCUCGGGCCCAACUCCCCGGUGGGCCAUGGAUCCUUGCUUCCCUUCAUCGAACAUGCAACCAAGUUUAAAAAUGGCACCAAGGAUGGGCCGAUCGUCGCUCUCCAUCCCGGUAGCCGGAUUCACUGGUUUCACAUGUUGGAAAGCAUGAGAUGCGAAGACUGGCAAUGGACUAGAUUUAACAAGAACCGUUUUGCAUACCUGGGUAACGGGUUUUCCUCAAAGGAGGCGAGCGGUAGAGAUCUUUCCUACUAUUUCAAUGCGCCAGAAGAAGGAUACCAGACCAUCAAGUAUUAA